UCCUAUUUGUUCUGUGAUUUUGGAGAAGAAUUUGAGGUGAUGGAUACUACAGGUGAAGAGCCAAAAGAGAUCUUUAUUUCCAAUAUAACACAGUCAAAUCCUGGAGUGGUUACGUGUUUUGAGAACCGGUCUCACAAUCUUGAAUGUGGACAAUACGUGACAUUCCGUGAAGUGAAUGGAAUGGCUGCUUUAAAUGGGUCCACACAUCAGGUUUCAGUUACAUCACCUUAUUCCUUUAGCAUUGGAGAUACAUCAAGCAUGGAACCAUACCAACAUGGGGGAAUAGCUAUGCAGAUUAAAAUGCCAAAGUCUUUCUGCUUUGAAAGACUAGAAAAGCAAUUGGUUGAUCCACAGUUUCUCUCUGCUGACUUCAGUAAGCCAGAGGCACCAUUGAACAUUCACACAGCUGUGUUGGCAUUGGAUCAUUUUCAAGAGAUGCACAGUCGUCUGCCUAACAUAAGGUGUCUUCAGGAUGCUGAGGAGAUGCAGAAAUUAGCAGCAUCAGUAACUGAAACUCUGCAGAGUAAACCUGUGUUGGAUGAGCAGUUUGUUAAAUGGUUGUCCUGGACAUCUAGAGGUUUCUUGACUCCCCUUGCAGCUGCCACGGGAGGAAUUGCCAGUCAAGAAGUCUUGAAGGCAGUAACAGGAAAGUUUUCACCUUUGCAACAGUGGCUAUUUCUGGAUGUCCUGGAUAUUGUCAAACCACUGGAACAAAUCAGCAGAGAAGAAUUCCUUCCAAGGGGAGAUCGAUAUGAUGCUCUCAGAGCUUGCAUUGGAGACACUUUUUGUAAGAAGAUUCACAACUUGAAUGUUUUCAUGGUUGGAUGUGGUGCUAUUGGUUGUGAAAUGCUGAAAAAUUUUGCACUUCUUGGGGUUGGCUGUGGCUCAGAGAGAGGAUUGGUCACAGUCACUGACCCCGACUUGAUUGAAAAAUCAAACUUGAACAGGCAGUUUCUCUUCCGACCUCACCACAUUCAGAAACCUAAAAGUUGUACUGCUGCUGCUGCAACCAUAAACAUCAACCCUGAGUUGAAAAUAGAUCCGCGACUGGAUAAGGUGUGUCCUGCCACAGAGAAUACCUAUAGAGAUGAGUUUUACCUCAGACAAGACGUCAUUGUGAAUGCACUGGACAAUGUGGAGGCCAGAAGAUAUGUAGACAGUCGGGCAGUGUCCAACAUUCGUCCACUUCUCGACUCAGGAACAAUGGGGACGAAGGGACACACAGAAGUGAUUGUGCCUCAAUUAACAGAAUCCUACAACAGUUAUCGGGAUCCUCCUGAUGAAGAAAUUCCGUUUUGCACUUUAAAGUCAUUUCCAGCAACCAUUGAGCACACAAUUCAGUGGGCAAGAGACAAGUUUGAGAGUUCUUUUUCACAUAAGCCUUCAUUGUACAACAAAUUCUGGCAGACACAUGCAUCUGUAGAAGACGUUUUACAGAGAAUACAAACUGGUGAAAGCUUAGAAGGCUGCUUCCAUAUUGUUAAGCUACUGAGCAGGAAACCCAGGAAUUGGUCUCAGUGUGUAGAAUUGGCAAGGUUAAAGUUUGAAAAAUAUUUUAAUCACAAGGCUCAGCAAACUAUUGCAUUCAUUCCCACUGGAUACGCGGUUAAAAGAUGGAAGUUUAUUUUGGCAAUCUCCAAAGCGACCCCCUACUCCAGUACAGUUUGACAUAACAGACCCAUUACAUGUCAGCUUUAUAGUUAGCGCUGCCAAACUGUAUGCAGAAGUCCAUGAAAUCCAGCUCAGUGAAAAGGAUUUGGCUCAUGAUGUCGUCCAGAAAAUUAUAACAGGGAUGACCAUCAAAGAAUUCACACCUUCCAACAAGGUUGUUGAAACAGAUGAAACUGCAAAGAAGCCUGACCAGAUUCAAAUAAGUAGUGAAGAUGAGAGGAUUGCAGUUUUGCAACUUGAAAAGGUCCUUGCAGAAGGCCGGGCAUCAAAAGAUGACCUCCAUAUGAAGCUCUUAUCAUUUGAGAAAGAUGAUGACGGCAAUGAACAUAUCAACUUCAUCACAGCAGCUUCCAACUUGAGAGGAAAAAUGUAUAUAACAUUGAGCCAGCUGACCGACUGAAGACCAAGCGUAUUGCCGGAAAGAUAAUCCCUGCUAUUGCUACAGCCACAGCUGCUGUCUCUGGCCUGGUUGCCCUGGAGUUGAUUAAAGUGGUUGGUGGGCAUCCAUUUGAAGCUUACAAGAACUGUUUCUUUAACCUUGCAAUUCCAAUCAUUGUGUUCACGGAAACAGCAGAAGUAAAAAGAACACAUAUCAGAAAUGGAAUUUCAUUCACGAUCUGGGACAGGUGGACAAUCUUUGGCAAGGAAGACUUCACUCUAUUGGACUUCAUUAAUGCCGUCAGGGAACAGUAUGGAAUAGAACCAACAAUGGUUGUGCAAGGUGUGAAAAUGCUUUACGUCCCUGUUAUGCCUGGUCAUGCAAAGAGACUGAAACUUACAAUGCACAAGCUUGUGAAACCAGGAGUCGAUAAAAAAUAUGUUGAUUUGACGGUGUCUUUUGCCCCUGAAUCAAAUGAAGAUGAGGAUUUACCUGGGCCUCCUGUUAGAUACUACUUUAACCAAGAGAGCAAUUAA
Molecule: messenger RNA, 2586 nt
Organism: Staurois parvus
Lineage: Eukaryota; Metazoa; Chordata; Amphibia; Anura; Ranidae
Source: the annotation of a GenBank genome assembly